CACGCAUGCGCGUUGUGCGCAGGAGGGCCAACGUGAGGCCCGGAAGAGACUCCGGUCCGUCGUGAGCUAGGGUUACCGCGGAAAAGAAGCCACUGCACCCCACAGCCACGUGGGGUGGGUGUGGGGCGGGGUUCGUUGGUCCAGGAGAAGGACACUAUGGACCCCCGAGGGCCAGCCCCCCAGCCUUUCCAGAGGCCUGAGAAACCUGGUCGUGUCCGCCGUCGGAAGACCAGGCGGGAGCGCAACAAGGCCCUGAUGGGCAGCCGCCGGCCAUUGACCCGUCAGGAUCCUCCUGUGACCAGUCAGGAUUCCUCUGUGGCCCCUACUGCUCCCAAGCUUGUGGUCAUAACCCAGGGCCGGCUGAGCCGGGAGCACCGGGGUCUCUUCAACCAUGAGGUGAAAUCUCUGGACGUGGCACGGCUGCUUAGCUGUGAGUCCCUGGAGCCAGGCACCCCUUCAGUGCCCACCAAAUCCUCCCCAAGCCCAAGGCGGGCCCAAGAACCGGCCCCGCAGUCAAGGGGCAAGGAGAACCAGGAGCCUAGAGGCUCUGGCCCAGGCCCACCCAGUCCCCCAGAGCUCCCUGGCUUGGGGCAGCUGCUGGAGGAGCUGCAGUGCCAGCUGAUUCUGCCACAGGCCUUCCCCAGGAGGAACCUAGUGCAAGAAGCCAGGGAUGCCAUUGUGAACACCUUACAGGCCUGCCAUGGCUGUGUGCCCGACCUCACCGUGGUGCUCCGUGGCUGCCAGCCACCCUUACCAGGGACCAAGCCUGGGGGCCCUGAAAGCCGAAGAAUGACACCCUCCUGGAUCGACAGCCCCGAGCCGGCCCCAGGGGAGGGGAGGCAGAGGAGGCAACAGAGGACAAAGGAGCUCACCUUUGCCAUGCCUCACACCUCCAGCACUCCCAUGGUGCACGGGGUGAGCCUGGCACCGCCAAAAGGUCCCUGGCCACCCCCCUUGCCCUUGUUGCCUUCGCCAUCCGGGGCAGCCUGGGGCCCCCCAACAGCCUUUGACCUGCUGAAAAGCAUCUGGCUGGUAGCCACACCGCCCCCUCCGCGGCCCUGGGGGGUCGGGCCCCAACAGCCCGUGCCUCAGCCACCAUCACCCUUGUUGCCCAGAACCUCUGCCCUGGACUGGAGCCCCAGCCCCCCUGCCCCACUGCCCAGUCUCUCCUGGGUGGUGGCCCAGAGCAGUCCAGAGGCCUGGUCCUUUCCACCCAUGAGACUGUACUGAGGGGGCUGAGGCUGGGCUGGGGGCACUCCUAAUCACCUCAAUAAAGUAC
Messenger RNA from Zalophus californianus (California sea lion), 1279 nucleotides. It is a transcript of the gene PRR19, whose product is annotated as proline rich 19. Lineage: Eukaryota; Metazoa; Chordata; Mammalia; Carnivora; Otariidae. The transcript has 3 exons. The record is from RefSeq and is a predicted model, not a curated record. The coding region runs from base 157 to 1230 and encodes 357 amino acids.